Molecule: messenger RNA, 1500 nt
Organism: Penicillium subrubescens
Lineage: Eukaryota; Fungi; Ascomycota; Eurotiomycetes; Eurotiales; Aspergillaceae
Product: Zn(II)2Cys6 transcription factor domain-containing protein
Exons: 3
Coding region: 1-1500 (499 amino acids)
Biological process (GO): regulation of DNA-templated transcription
Molecular function (GO): zinc ion binding; DNA-binding transcription factor activity, RNA polymerase II-specific
Source: RefSeq, a predicted model, not a curated record
AUGGUCAAUGUUCCAGGCAGAAGCAAAGGAUGUGUGACAUGUCGCAAGCGCAAGAUCAAGUGCGAUGAAUCAUAUCCAGCAUGCUCACAGUGCUUGAAGAUGGGCUUGAACUGCCCUGGAGCCCGAACAGGAGCCUUCUUCGUGCAUGCCCUACCAGAGUCGACAUCAACUAAGUCGAUAGCGAAGCGAGUGCCGAUAGAUUUGACGGCCCCAUCAAUGGCCAGCGAGGCUCAUUUGUGGAGUUAUGACCAAUACUUAGCUCCUCGACUACCAUCAUAUCACCAGCCGUGCCGGGCAGAUCUCUUUGAUCAACUUUUUGUCUCCCAUUUUAUCGAGUCAUUUGGCUUCAAGGAAUCUACAGCUAAUAGAACAUCGUCAACCUGGCUAGACAAGCUAGCCUUUUUCAUCACAUCGCCAUAUCCACCACUCGUCAAAAACUCUAUCAGAGCUGGUUCGAUGUUCUUCUAUGGCUCAUUAGUGGAUGACGUUUCUAUAUGCAUCGAAGCCAAUAAGUGGUAUCUCAAGGCCCUCCAUGGACUGCGAUGUCUACUAUCCCUGCAGACAGGCGUAUUCACUGGUGAUAUAAUUUGUUCGGCUGUGAUGCUCGCUCAUUUUGAGACUACUGCCGGGACGUCCGGCGAGGCAUGGUUCCAGCAUGUACAGGGUGCAGCAAGGAUGCUCGAAUCUGGCGGACUAGCAAGUUGUCGAGAUGGAUUCCUACACCAGCUCUUCAGGCAUCUGAGGCUCUUGACCUUCACGGCCGCGUUGUUCAAAAGCCAGCAGCAUGUCUUCUCCUCCCAGGACUGGCUGAGAAUUCCAUUUGAAGUUCACUCAAAGACUGCGUUUGACGAAUUUGUGGAUAUCUUACUCUCUCUGUUACCAUGUCUAAGCGUGGCGAGUGAGAUGAUAGAUUCUGCGGACGAAAGAGCCGAUCAACUCAAAACUAAGCUGACCAAGCUUGUCGGAGCUUUAAUGUCACAACUACAUGUUUGGUGGACAAAGUGCAUCUGCUCAACCAACUUUAUUGAAGCGAAUGCUGUACAGUGGAUGGGAACUUCAAGGGAUGGAUUCCAAGAUCUUUACGGUGAUCCCGAGCAUUUCCCGCUAAUCCCUUACGUGGACAUGCCGACCGCUUCACUAGCGGCACUAUUCCACGCAGUCAAUGUCAUCAUCUUGCGGCUGUCAUUUGUCGUCUCACCAACUGCGAAUCUAUAUGAAAACAGAAUUCAGCGACAUGUCAAAUCGAUAUUGUUGGCGAAGGAUUUCGUUGCGACAUUUCCUAGCCCUGCUUCUAGCCGUGGGUCAGUGAUGGUGGGAUUACCGCUCAAGAUUAUCAGCAUUUGGAGUCCACCGGAAAUGGGACUUAGUGCUGAGGAUCUUUUGCCGGGACUUGACGGCCAGAAUGAAGACAAUGGAAGCUAUUCGAUUUCCUCGAGAGAACUCUUUGGAGAUGUGGCUUCCUACAUACUACAACGUUACAAUCCGGGGGUUCCCGCAUGA